Molecule: messenger RNA, 435 nt
Organism: Caenorhabditis bovis
Lineage: Eukaryota; Metazoa; Nematoda; Chromadorea; Rhabditida; Rhabditidae
Source: the annotation of a GenBank genome assembly
AUGUGGCAACAACAACAACAAAACCCUUAUGUUUUAUACAAUGCGCCUUUAAUAACAUCAACACCCCUUCCGAAUGCAAACGGUUCAAUCGACUAUGUUGUGAAUCAGAUUGAAAUGUUUGCUGGACAGAUAAACACCCUGCAGAACGAUGGUGAAGCAGCCGGAUUGCAAAUUGCUGACAGAGCGGUACAAACAUACCACAGGAUGAGUGAUGCCUUUCAAAAUGAAACAAUACAGAACGUGGAUCGGUUAGUGGAAAUAGUUAACGAAAAAACACACAAUUGGCCGGUUACUGAGCUCAUCGUGCUUGUGAUUGUUGGCGUAAUCCUCGUUAUAAUUACACUUAUAUUCCUGUUUAUGCGAUUCGGACAAAGCGUUGUUGAGUAUCGUUUCGGCAAAAAGGUGUCGAAUGAAACCGAUAUCGAGAAUAUUUAA